AAACACAGUAAACACACAGUAAACACGCUCAGAACCGAAAGUCACUUGGAUUUGAGAAGCAGGUAAAUAGUUCAUCUUGUUUAAACGCGUUCUUCACAACAUGACAGAAAUAUUUUCAUCGCUUUACGGACCAACUGAAGCUCAGGGAUCUUCUGGACCUUCUGUGAUGGGGUUCGGUUCCGGGAAACCGCUUCCGGUGCCUCAGAACCCGGUGCACAUGACGGUCCCUCACCAGCAUGUAGAUGAGGGACCUCCACUCCGAAAACCCUCAGCUAUGAACGAACCCUUUUACCUGGUGCGAGAACUGCCAACGGAAAAUGAGCUGACUGGAAACACCAACUUAAUUACACACUACAAUCUGGAACACGCAUACAACAAGUUUUGUGGCAAGAAAGUAAAAGAGAAGCUCAGCAACUUUCUCCCUGAACUACCUGGUAUGAUAGACACACCAGGUCUUCAAGAUGGAAGUUCUUUGCGCUCACUUAUUGAGAAGCCACCAGUAUGCAACAACUCCUUUAGUCCCUUAACUGGAACCAUGCUCACUGGGUUCCGACUGCACACUGGCCCUCUCCCUGAGCAGUACAGACUGAUGCACAUUCAGCCUCCAAAGAAGAAGAGCAAACAUAAACACAGACACCAUCGACCUCAGGACCCUUUACCCCCAGAAACCCCGUCAGACUCUGACCACAAGAAAAAGAAGAAGAAGAAGGAUGAUGAUCCUGAUAGAAAGAAAAAGAAGAAGGAUAAGAAGAAAAAGAAGAACCGUCAUAGUCCUGAUCACCCCGGCAUGACCAGCUCUCAACCCAGCAGCAGCAGUCUGAGAUAGAAGCACACAGGACAAGAAAUGCACAGACAAUUCCCUGUAAAUAGCAUUACAAGACCAUCAAGAAAAGUGGUUAUUUUAAGUGUGUGUGAGAGAUUGCAAAAAACGAAAGAGCAGUCCAGGUCUUUAUUAUUAUUAUUUUUUUUACUCGUGUAUGUUACUUUUAUAUACGCUUCAGAUGAGACUACAAACCAUAUUGCAACAAACUGUAUGUUUUACACCAGUUAGCCACUGUAUGUUUAUUUAUGCAAUAAUAAGUUAAUAAGGAAAAAAAUGUCAUGGACACUGACAAUGUGAACAUCUUUCAUUAAGUCAGUAAAACACUUUGCAAUUUU
Molecule: messenger RNA, 1158 nt
Organism: Tachysurus vachellii
Lineage: Eukaryota; Metazoa; Chordata; Actinopteri; Siluriformes; Bagridae
Gene: med19b
Product: mediator complex subunit 19b
Exons: 6
Coding region: 101-826 (241 amino acids)
Biological process (GO): positive regulation of transcription by RNA polymerase II
Cellular component (GO): mediator complex
Molecular function (GO): transcription coregulator activity; transcription factor binding
Source: RefSeq, a predicted model, not a curated record